CGUAGCCGUCGAUCUUCAAGACAUUUAGAUCCCUAAUAAGAAGUACUAUAUAAGAGUGACUUCCCUCUACUCGAGCCGUCUGGUUCUGCUCCUUCACUCAUUAUCUCUUGGCCAUCGGCGGGUGAUUUUCUGCUUCACCAAUGGCAGCCGGAUUUUUCAAAUCUCAAAAAACGAAGGCCUACUUCAAGCGGUAUCAAGUAAAGUAUAAGAGGAGAAGAGAGGGAAAGACAGAUUACCGGGCAAGGAUCCGCCUGAUCAAUCAGGAUAAAAACAAGUACAACACGCCUAAGUAUCGCUUUGUUGUCCGCUUUACCAACAAGGACAUCAGUGCACAAAUCAUAUCUGCUAGCAUUGCUGGUGACUUGGUUCUUGCUGCAGCUUAUGCCCACGAACUUCCUCACUAUGGCCUGGAAGUUGGAUUGACAAACUAUGCAGCAGCUUAUUGUACUGGGCUUCUCUUGGCUCGCCGUGUCCUGAAGAGGCUUGAAAUGGAUGAUGAGUAUGAGGGCAAUGUAGAGGCUACCGGGGAAGAUUACUCUGUAGAACCCGCUGAUACCAGGAGGCCAUUCCGUGCUCUGCUCGAUGUUGGUCUUAUUAGGACGACUACUGGAAAUCGGGUUUUUGGUACUCUAAAGGGAGCUUUGGAUGGUGGCUUGGAUAUUCCUCAUAGUGACAAGAGGUUUGCUGGUUUCUCGAAAGACAGCAAGCAGCUUGAUGCUGAUUUGCACCGCAAGUAUAUUUAUGGUGGCCAUGUUGCCUCAUAUAUGAGGAGUUUGAUUGAAGACGAGCCGGAAAAAUACCAGUCUCACUUCAGUGAGUACAUCAAAAGAGGAAUUGAGGCAGAUAACCUUGAGGAUCUGUACAAGAGAGUUCAUGCUGCCAUCCGUGCUGAUCCUACAGUGAAGAAAUCUGAUAAGGAACCACCCAAGGAGCACAAGCGGUUCAACUUAAAGAAGCUCACAUAUGAGGAAAGGAAGAACAAGUUAAUUGAACGAUUGAAUGCCUUCAACUCAGCUGCUGGAGCUGAUGACGAUGAGGAGGAUGAUGAAUGAAGAAGAUAUUGUCAACUAGUUUUGUUUGUUUGAUUAUCCUUUAGGACAGUUGCUGGCUGCGGCUAAAUAUUAAGUUUGUUUUAUCUAUUUGGAGUUUUUGGUUAAUUUUUGCCGUUUCGGAGAUACAGACUAGAAAUGUGAUUCUAAGUUUUUGACUA
Messenger RNA from Ziziphus jujuba (common jujube), 1210 nucleotides. RefSeq names its product large ribosomal subunit protein uL18. The coding region runs from base 141 to 1052 and encodes 303 amino acids. Gene Ontology annotation, molecular function: 5S rRNA binding; structural constituent of ribosome. The transcript has 9 exons. Gene Ontology annotation, cellular component: cytosolic large ribosomal subunit; ribosome. Gene Ontology annotation, biological process: translation; ribosomal large subunit assembly. The record is from RefSeq and is a predicted model, not a curated record. NCBI's taxonomy places the organism in Eukaryota, Viridiplantae, Streptophyta, Magnoliopsida, Rosales, Rhamnaceae.